This is a messenger RNA of Bolinopsis microptera, 3104 nucleotides long. Its product is annotated as activating signal cointegrator 1 complex subunit 2-like. Gene Ontology annotation, molecular function: ubiquitin binding. The record is from RefSeq and is a predicted model, not a curated record. NCBI's taxonomy places the organism in Eukaryota, Metazoa, Ctenophora, Tentaculata, Lobata, Bolinopsidae. The transcript has a single exon. The coding region runs from base 619 to 2814 and encodes 731 amino acids.
GUUGGAAGAUCCAAGGAGUGCCCUUUAAAUGUGCCUGCGGAAAUAUGAACAGUGUCUACCACACCCUUGAUUGUAAAUUAGGUGGAUAAGUUUCCAUGCGCCACAAUACCAUAAGAGACACUGCAGCUUUCUUCCUUCAAGAAGCAAAGUGUAAGGAUAUAAGGAUAGAACCUGCACUCUCUUAAGUUUGUUUAUGUACAUUUUAUACAUAAUUUAUUGUAGCUUUUAUAUUGUGUACAAUUUUACAGACGAAAUUAUCCCAGGGUGGACUCCCAACCCACCGCUUCGGCGGGUAGUUUCUACACCUUUCACAAGCAAUAGCCACUUUGGUCUACUUGCUGCGAGGUGUCUCAGCUACAUGGUUGGGGUUCCCCCUUUUUUUUUAUUAUUAGGAAUCCAAACGUUUGUUGAUUUAGAAUGCUCCACUGAAAUAUUACUUAAAUGAAACCAGUCUCUGUAAUGAUCACAAUAAAAGUCACAUGCUAGCCACAAUUUUAUUGAAUGAAUAAAUCAUAUGGAACUACAUGAUAUUUUAAGUUAUUUCCUUAAUUGAUCUCAUCAGGGAAAAACUGAUAAAUGUAUCAAUCAUAGACGUAAAUUCAACCCUUUUCCUUUAGGAUGGCUUGUCAACCUCUUGACCUACAGGAGACUUCCAUAACGCAAGAGAAUGGACGUACAGAAAUUGUCUCAGUUCUUGACAGAUGUUUUAUGCUUGAAAUGAACUUCAUGCAGUAUAAUGCAUUCCCUAUACACGAGAAAGCAGAUAGUCCAAUCCAAAGAGAGUGGCACCAGGAGAUAAAGAUACUUUGUUAUGAUUUAGAAACUCUACUUUCCUUUCCUCACAGUAAGUUUUGGGUGCAACUAAUCCAUGAUCCAACUCUUCAUUCUAUGUUGUCUACGUAUUUGCAGAAAGCUCCAAGAUCAUGGGAUAUUUGGGGAAUACCAGACAACUUUAUUCCCAUUCAUAAUAAAUUGAACAAACUUAUCUUUCUCACCUUAUUACGAAUGUCAACAGAUAAGGAAUCCAAAGAAAAAUUCCUGAGUCCUGAUGCAUUUGGUUACACAAUAUAUGAGAAUUAUAUGUUUGACAUACCUAAGAUUAUCGAUAUCUGCAGUUUAUAUGGUCAUCCACACGGUGGUAAUGGAAUUCUUGUCAAUAAGAUGCUGACUAACAUCUUUACAAAGCAAGAAAGCUAUGUUGAUGAUCUGAAAAUGGUUGCCCAGCAAUUGAACGAAAGUGUAUUGACAAAUGUAAUAACAAAAUAUGAUGAAGCUCUGACGACUAUUGGUCUGUAUGACUUGCUCUGUUAUUAUUAUGACACCUGUAUGUCACUAAUAUGCUUGUUUUCGACUUAUCCUCCUACUAUGAACUAUUUUAAUGCCUCUCAAAUUAUCACAUCAAUUGCCACCAUCUAUUCCCAUCUUUUUCAUGACAUCAAAGCAAAGCUGAAGAAGAUGUCAACUCCUGCCCAGGAUCUACAGUCUCUAAAGUCAAUUAUAAAUCGUGGCCAACUAGCCACAGUGAGACUCAUUCACAGUGUAAUAUGGCAGUCUUGUUUUAUGGACCAGUUACUUGAUGAUACUUUACCAACUGAUGAACACACUCGCUGUGCUGAGCAGUUUAUCGCAGCGUUUUCACUAAUUCUUGGGGAUGUUCACUUAAUGACAAAAUAUUAUCAUGAGUGCAACUUGGCUAAGACAUUUGCUUUGAUAAAAAGUUCAAAAGCUGAAGUGGGACAAGAUCAUUUUGAUUACAUUCUUAACGCCAUUGAGGUGGAGAAGAGUCCUGAACGGGACACUAGAGAUUUGGACAAUGUACAUUAUGAGGGAUCUCAAAAUUCCCCAGAAAUCUUAAGUAAGAAAACUAAAGACUCUGGAAAUCCGAAUUCUGGAGAGCCGCAAAAUAUCAAGUUUCUUCUUACAAACAUUAAAAACAUAUUUCCUCAAUUUGAUGAUAGUUUCCUGAAAGAAUGCUUAGCUGCUUACUCAUACUCUAGUGAAGAAGUUAUCACAGCACUGCUGGAGGACAAUUUACCGCCUCAUCUUAAUUCUCUCAAAUCACAGACUGCAGAACAAGAACAGCCCGGUUCAUCAAAAGAAUCAAGUUCUAGCUUUCCUCCUUUGAAAUCAUUGAAUAAUGAUCAGUCUUCCUCCAAGAGUUCAGAACCUGCAAGCAAUGGAUCCUAUGCAUCCAAAGUUUCAUCGCUUCUAUCCUCCAGACAAAAUGUCUUUGAUGGUGACGAGUUUGAUGUCUUUAAUAAUCCGAGUCAUGAACUUAACUUUGACCAAAUUCAUAUCGGCAAGAAAUCUCGUGAGAUUAUUGACAGUGAGGCAUCAACCACAAAAAGGUUUCUUAACUCUAAUCCAAAGUUCAACUUGGAGUAUGAUGAAUAUGAAGAUGAAUACGAUGAUACUUACGACGGAUUAGUAGCUGCAGCAGACGGCAGCAUGGCUGAUGAACCAUCUGAGUUUAAGAUUAAACCACUCAAUGCACCAUUACCUGUCGAGGAAGAAGAUGAUAACGAAGACGGAGAUGAUAAUGAAGAGCAAAAUGGCACUGCUGCUGCUCAUCAAAAUCAGCGAGGCAGAUAUGCUCCUCGAGGAAACAAUCCUGGUUCGAAUAGAUCAAGAGGCAGAGGAAAGAAUAAUCAAGGUCAGGGACCUGCUCGAGCCGAGGAUAAGAAAGGACAAAAAGCUGAUGGGAAAGUCUUACAACAAAGGAAGCGAGAUAAUGAGAACAAGGGUGUUCGGGGAAAUCAUAACCGUAAACGAGGUGCAGAUAAAAAGAGAAUGGGUGGAAUGCUGCACAUGUAAUGUUCGAUUGCUUGUUUAGAUUGUUUUUAAAGAUCUUUGUGACUUAAGUUUUCGUUUUGAAUUGAAUUUGAUAUUACAAAUUUUACGAAAUUUUUCAUAGAACUGGUAUUAGUUUUCAUGUGGCCAAUCUAUCAAAAUGUGGUUGAAAGAUAAAUUAUAUAAUUUGUUAUUUCCAUAUUUUAUUGCGGGGGAAAUAUACAUUUUCUUUCUUCUUUUAGUUGUAAUGUUACAUCCCUUGUUAUGGAUAAAAUUAGGAAUUUCAGUAUAUUGUGAUAGUUCAAUAUUUGACU